ACGUCGAUUACGGCGUUUUACAUGACUUUAUAUGACUUUAUAUUCCAAUAUAAAGGAAAGAAGUUCUAUAUAUGACGAUACAUCGUCAUAUAAGACUUUAUCUGCGGCUCAUCAGUUCACUGAUGAUGAUGUUGUGAUUUGCAUCGCCUACUAACUCAGGGCUGUCGAUGGCAGCAGUUUCAUCUGAAAUUCAAGGUUUGGAGUUAUACCUCCUGGCAGCGCCGAACAUCAAAUACAUCAGCCUUGCUGCCUUGACGGUAUUUACAUGGGACUUAACGUACGUAUUGGCUAGCAAUGACGGGGGCCCCUUGCAGAAUACCAAAUGGACGCUUAUAAAAGCUCUGUUCUUUGUGAAUCGAUAUUUCGCACUUGGGACAGCUGUCCUAAUGACGUUCUUGACGUUCGACAUCACACCGACGGAAGCCAUGUACGUUAUCUCGCCGUUCUCUUCUAGCUUGUGCUCAUUCGGAACAGAUGUGAGCUCAGACACUCUUAACCCCUAUCUCUCCCUCAUGGAAAUACCAGGUUCUGCAAAUACGUUCUUUGCUGUCAUUGUGAUUCUCCAACAUCGACUAUACGCAUUGUACAGAUAUGACAAAAGAAUUGUCCUCCCUGUGUCGGCAUUGUUCAUCGCGGUCUUCAGUGGUAUGAUGGUGAUGGCAGUGGUCAUAUACCAGUAUGAGAAGAACCACGAAUCCCAGAUCUUUGGGGCAUGCUGUUUACUUGGCUCCGUAGAUUGGCUGUAUCUCUUUUGGGUACCAAUGAUGGGCUUAGACUUCGUUCUUGUCGUGUUGGCAGGCUACAAAUCCCUUCAGCACUAUUUCCAGAUGCCAGACAAGACCUGGUUCGGUGCGCGUCUUAUGCGUACCUUUGCGCGGGACUCGAUUCUUUAUUUCCUUUGUAACUUUUUAGUAUACCUGUUCAGCACCUUGCUGGGAAAAUUCGGCCCUGCUGAGUAUUUUCAACUAGGCGCGAUCACAGUCACAGUUAUUCCACCUGUAUCGGCGAACCGUCUGCUCAUCAACAUGUAUGACUUGGCGUACGCCGAGCAAGUGAGAGACUCAUUGAGAGUACAUCACAAGAGCACAGAGCUCAAAGUACACCACCAGGACAUAGAGUUCGCAUCCAUGAGUACGAAGGGUUCGCUUGAGGUAUCAUCGUUGGAUGAUAUCAUUCCUGCCAAGUUCACAUAGUUGAUUCCAAGAUCGCGAUGAUUAUCUCGAACAGAAACGACGAUUUACAUCGGAUCCUGUGGGUGAUUUGAAGAGGGAAUACUUCAUCUGCAAAUACAGAUCAGCGGCUUCAGCCUGAGAGACAACGAUACAUGUCUUCCUCUUUCAGUGAAGUCCACCGUUCUGAUUGAAGUAUGCACCAGUUCAUACAAUCCUUGGGCAUCGGUGCU
Molecule: messenger RNA, 1402 nt
Organism: Suillus paluster
Lineage: Eukaryota; Fungi; Basidiomycota; Agaricomycetes; Boletales; Suillaceae
Exons: 12
Coding region: 168-1193 (341 amino acids)
Source: RefSeq, a predicted model, not a curated record